This is a messenger RNA of Talaromyces proteolyticus, 2693 nucleotides long. Its product is annotated as glycoside hydrolase superfamily. Lineage: Eukaryota; Fungi; Ascomycota; Eurotiomycetes; Eurotiales; Trichocomaceae. The record is from RefSeq and is a predicted model, not a curated record. Gene Ontology annotation, biological process: carbohydrate metabolic process. Gene Ontology annotation, molecular function: beta-N-acetylhexosaminidase activity. The coding region runs from base 476 to 2653 and encodes 725 amino acids. The transcript has 2 exons.
CUAGAGUAUGCAAGAAUAUGUAGUCGGCACCUUCCCAUUCCAGCAGUGAUAAACAAUUCCGGGUAAACCAGGCGCAAGAGUGGAGGAACCCCGCACGAGGUCAACAAUGAUCAACCCCCCCAUCUCACAACUCAACUUAACAUUAAACCUUUUCCUACGAGUUAGUCGGUUUGCGCAGAGUUUUUCGGCUCGUCCGCUAUUUAUUAGCAGGUGCGAUUAAAAGAUAAGCUUCCAUGUCACCUUUUUUGAUGUAACCCUUGCAUUUUUUUAUUAUCUUCAGCGACUUCGCGGCUCCUUGCAUGAGGGUCGGAGGUUAUGCGUACAGCACGGGGAGGGGAGCGGAAUGCUACAUGCACGCCGUAGAGUAGACGCUACCGUGGUGUUUUUUGAACGGCUGUCGGUUCUAGGGUAUAUAUAGUCUGAACAGUUCGAGGUGACAGGGAUCGAUUGGUAAGGAAAGAGGUGAGGAUUGACAAUGAGGCUCUCCAUCAUCCUCUCCCUAGCUAGCGCUGGCAGCGCUGCAGCAAGUGAUUUCCUAUCGGGCAUACCUACCGUGCCAUUCACAAAGUCACCAUCUGGUGGCAUAUUCGCGCUGAAAGAAACCCGCGCGAUUGUCGUGAACUCGGAGUAUGCCAACUCCAGCGACAACCGCGGAACAACGCUCAUUCCACCGACGCUUCAUGCAUUCGCCAGCACGUUCGCGGCAGAUCUGAACUCGUAUCUGGACCGGCAGCAUGGCGCGGUGGGCGUGGGUGUUGACGUGGGUUCGAUGGAGGAGCAUGAUUCAAAGUACAUCUUCUUGACGAUCGGUAACGCGAGUGACUUUCUCGAUGCUGCGGGUAGAGAGACGUCGGAAGGGUAUACGCUUGAAGUCACGGCGACUGGCGUGACCAUCACUGGCGCCAGCCCGCUGGGUGUUUGGUGGGGGACUCGCUCGCUCUUGCAGCAGGCAGCUCUUAACAAUGGGCAAAUCCCGCUGGGCAGCGGCACCGAUGCACCUGGUUGGGGAAUUCGAGGCGUGAUGCUCGACGCCGGGAGGCAUUAUUACCCUGCGUCCUUUCUGAAGGAGAUGUGCGCGUAUUUAUCGUUUUACAAACAGAAUACAUUUCACGUGCAUCUAAGCGAUAAUUUGUACAACAAUGUCGACGUAUACUCACGUGAACAACAACUGGAUUUGUACGCUGCGUUCAGACUGUUAUCAUCUGACCCAGCAGUUGCAGGGCUCAAUAAGCGCGCGAAUGAGUCGUAUACACGGGAUAUCUUUGACGAUAUACAGUCGGAAUGCGCCGCUAGAGGGGUCACGAUUGUGCCAGAGCUGGAAAUGCCUGGACAUGCGUUGGUGAUUUCGCAGUGGAAGCCAGAGCUAGGCAUUGAUACAGAUAUUUCAUUGCUGAAUAUCACUAACCCGGAUACUAUCCCGACCGGGGAGACGAUUUGGAAUACGUUUCUACCGUGGUUUCAUAGUAAGACGGUGCAUAUCGGAGCAGAUGAAUAUGUUGAUGCGUCGUUGACGAAAGAUGCAUUGGUGUCUGAGUAUAAUACUUUCGUCAAUGCGAUCAACGGAUUCAUGGCGUCAGCUGCGAAUAAGUCGAUCCGUAUUUGGGGCACAUUCCCCCCUUCGACUAACUACACUAACAACAUUGCCACCAACGUGUCCAUCCAGCAUUGGGAAUUCUACGAGGACAACCCGUAUUUCGAUUACAUCAAAAACGGGUAUGAUGUGCUUAACUCCGACGAUGCGUUUUACAUCGUCAACAAGUAUUCUGGAAGCUACCCGCAGCAGCUCAACAUCACGCGAGUCUUCCAUGGUGCGCCGGAUGGUGGGCCUUAUGCUCCGAAUAUUUUCGAUACGAGCAAUUCCACGAACAACCCGGCCCGUGAUGAGCCCCGCGUUCUAGGCCACAUCGCCGCACUAUGGAACGACUAUGGACCGAAUGCCACCGUAUACAGCGAGGCAUACUACGCCUGGCGCGACGGGUUGCCAGCUCUCGCUGAUAAGCAGUGGGGUGGAGAACUAGUCGAGGACGAAUACUACACCAUUUUCGACACUCUGCACGCCGCCAUCCCCGGCCAGAACCUCGAUCAAACCAUCGCCUCACAAUCCGCCACCAUCCUCUCCUACUCCUUUGACCACCAACCACACCUCCCCACCAUCCAGGACACAUCAGGAAACAACUACAACGGCAAGACAAACUGUCGCAUAACAUCCGGGGCUCUAGAGCUUACGCCGACCUGUUCCCUCACAACCCCGCUCUCGUCAAAGGGGCGCAACUACACCCUUUCCUUCUCCAUCUUCCCCACAAGCCAGAAAACGCCCGGCGUGAUCUUCUCGGGCCCCGAGUCUGCACUUCUCGCUGGAAAUGGUACUGUGAGUAACGUCACGCUCAUCGCGUCCGGGAAUCCGUACACCCUGAACUACACCCUGCCACUGAAUAUCUGGAGUCAGGUGAGUUUGAGUGGCCAGGGCGAUGCAACAUUCUUCAAGGUCCAGAGUGAUUCAUCGUCGGCGGCGACCGAAAUGCAGUUUUUGACCAAGGUGGGGAUUGAUGGGGAGACGUUUGUGUGGAGAGAGAUUGCGGUCGAGGCACCGCUCGCAGAGAUUGGCGGCGGCGAGUUUGAGGGGUUGGUCAAGGAUGUGCGGCUUACUGGAUAGACUAGGAUUAGUAUAGAAGGAACAAAUAAUAUACUGUCUG